This is a messenger RNA of Polypterus senegalus (gray bichir), 2671 nucleotides long. RefSeq names its product tumor necrosis factor, alpha-induced protein 6 (gene tnfaip6). Gene Ontology annotation, molecular function: hyaluronic acid binding. The transcript has 6 exons. The record is from RefSeq and is a predicted model, not a curated record. Lineage: Eukaryota; Metazoa; Chordata; Cladistia; Polypteriformes; Polypteridae. The coding region runs from base 4 to 864 and encodes 286 amino acids. Gene Ontology annotation, biological process: negative regulation of inflammatory response; cell adhesion.
CAGAUGUUCCUCCAGCACAGCGAGCUCGGCAGCCAGAGUGUGAGAGAGAGGCGGACAGCAGCCAUGGCGGGCGUCACCACGCUCUGUGUCAUCGCUCUUCUACUCGCCGAGACCCACGCCUGGGGAUUUAAGGGCGGCAUACUGCACAACUCCAUCUGGCUCGAGCAGGCAGCUGGAGUUUAUCACCGGGAGUCACGCAAGGGGAAGUACCAGCUGACGUACAAGGAGGCCAAGGCCGUGUGCAAGUACGAGGGUGGCAAGCUGGCCACGUACGAGCAGCUGGAGGUGGCCCGCAGCAUAGGUUUCCACGUGUGUGCGGCCGGGUGGUUCGACAACGGCCGAGUGGGAUACCCGAUCGUGAAGCCGAGCCCGAACUGCGGAUUUGGGAAAGUUGGCCUCAUCGACUACGGCUACCGGCUCAACAAAAGCGAGAAGUGGGAUGUCUACUGCUACAACCCCAACGGCAAGCAGUGCGGAGGGGUGCUGACUGACCCCAGGCGGGUCAUAAAAUCUCCGGGGUACCCAGACGAGUACGAGGAUGAGCAGAUCUGCUACUGGCACAUCCGGGUGCGCUACGGGCAGCGAGUCCACCUCAGGUUCUUAGACUUCGACGUGGAGGAUGACAUGGCCUGCCUGGCGGACUACCUGGAGGUGUUUGACAGCUACGAUGACAUCAAUGGCUUUGUGGGAAGAUUCUGUGGUGAUGAGCUGCCUGAAGACAUCUUGAGCACAGGCAACGUGAUGACACUGAAGUUCUUGUCGGACUCUUCGGUGACCGCCGGUGGCUUUCAGCUGGAGUACACAACCAUGGAUGGCUCAUCGCUGGCAAAUCACACGGACACGUCGACCCCAGGGGGCUUGUAACGGGGCACUCGGUGACAUCAGAGUCCGACGUCAUGGCCGGACCUCCGUAGUUAGGACAUCGCCUGCCAUCUCCCGCCUCACUGUCUGUGGAUGUUAACCCUGCGUGUGCCAAUGACUCGGUGGGCCUGACAGACGAGGUAACAGCAGACACGAAAGGCACUAUAUAAAGUAGACUUUGAUGACCCACCGUCUACGUCACCCAAUGGAUCGACCAGCUCUGGGGGUUGCGCCAUGUUGUAAGGUCACAGUUAAAAACUCGAAUGUUCGCUCUUUUAUUUGAUGCCAUUUUGUUAAAAGCGUUCAAAAAAUGUGUUGAUGGCUUUUGGGUUCACCCUGGUGGCUCUGGUGACAUGAAGCAGGAUACCAGUCAGCCACCCAACACACGUCCAUCUCCACACACCCCGAUUAGACAUGACGUCCAUUUUGUGAUCCCUAGCAAUCUGGGAUGCCGAGAGCUGGAGCCUCUCCCAGCAUGCAAUGCAGUUAAACAGGGCGAGGCGCUAUAUACAAAUCAGAGAAAGAGCGGGCAUAGCAAAUAUGGAGUGAAAAUUCACAAAUUUGAAAGGGGCUACAUUACUAAGACAGACAAUAGGAAAGGCACUAUAUAAUGGAUAUGAAUUACUCCGGGAGAUCCUGAACAUCUAAGAAACAUGAAAGGCGCUAUAUUACAGCUAGAUAGAUAUGAAUGGCACUACAGUAUAUACCCAAUAAAUGAAAGGCACUGUGUGAUAGUAGAUAUAAAAGACCCCCAAAUGAAAGGCGCCAUACUAGUGGUCAGCCCAGCCUGAAAUUCGUACCCGAGUGACAUGAAGCACAAGACCACCUCUCCAGGCCAUGCCAAGCAGGGUGGCAUCGGAGUGCAGAACUUCAAGCUGAUUCACAGACCAGUCCAGCCGGCCUGCCCCCGGGUGGCACUUGAAGCCCCUGGCCCAUCACAGCACAGCCGCUUAACCCUUACCAUGCUUUCCAAAUUAAUGGCUCCCUGGAUCCACUGAGCGGGGCAACUUUGGACACUGCGGCUCAUAUGAAAGGCGCCAUAUUGUAGGUAGACGUGAAAAGUUCACACGGCAGACGGCGUCUUUCAUGACCUGUUCGUGUAACCUGCGAUGGUCUCAUUCACGUGUGCCGGUGGGCAUGCGGUAGACUGGCAUUCUGUCCUCACACAUGGUGCUGCCAGGAAAGCCACCCCCCCCCCCAAACCAUGAGACCCCAAACUGGAAAAAGUAGGUGUGAGAAAGUUAUAAGAAUAAAGCCAUGAGGCCCAUAACUGGUGACACUAGUGGCACAUAAGUCACAUGCCAAAGGUCAUAUUUUUGUGAUUUUAAUAAGGCAUAAGAGGGGCUACUCAACACAAAACAGUCCAAACGUGGCAUGGUGGUCUGGCUGGUAAGUCCGAACUUCACCAGAUCCUGUAACGUCGGGACGAGAAUUCCUAGGGACAUCGGGGGGGCUUUGUGUAAUCAACAUGUGAGCUGACAUGACAGAGCUGAAGAUGGUGACACAGCAACAGCACCCGUCUAAGGAGGGCAUCAGUGGCUAUUUGGCUCGUUUGUGUCGUCACCGUCACCCACUUUAUGUCUGUCUGCAGUCAGCUGAUGCUCUGUGAUGGACAACAGCAAUGGGAGUGUGGAGGACAUCAGUGGGCCGAACGAAAGCGGAGGACUUCGGAGCUCUAAGUCCAAAGUAAUGAGCCCACCAUACGAAGAAGACGCCGAAAAAAAUGAAACAAGUGAACGCUGUGAUGUCAGCCGGGUGGGCGCCGUGUCAACGAAAUGUACACCGGGAAUUAAAAACCCACUUCAGUGUC